Molecule: messenger RNA, 2735 nt
Organism: Oryza brachyantha (malo sina)
Lineage: Eukaryota; Viridiplantae; Streptophyta; Magnoliopsida; Poales; Poaceae
Product: probable transcriptional regulator SLK2
Exons: 10
Coding region: 173-2518 (781 amino acids)
Biological process (GO): positive regulation of transcription by RNA polymerase II; negative regulation of transcription by RNA polymerase II
Cellular component (GO): nucleus; transcription regulator complex
Source: RefSeq, a predicted model, not a curated record
GCAGCAGAAGCGGAGAGGAGAGAGGGAGAGAAACAAGGUGAAAUUUGCAGCCGCGGGGGACGGGAGGAGGAGGAGGAGGUUGGGUUUGGGAGGCCAUCGAUUGAGCCGCCGAGGAGCACUUGGUUAGGUUCUUCAAGGUGAUGAUUGGGACCGAACCCUGGUAACAUACUCCAUGUCUGGGGCGCCACGCUCCAACCUUGGACUUGUUCCCAGGGAUAUGAAUGGUAGCAUCCCGAUUAGCACUACAAAUUCCUCUGGGCCAAGCAUUGGUGUUAGUUCUUUGGUGACGGAUGCUAACUCCUCGCUCUCCGGAGGUGCCCAGUUGCAGCCAAGUACGAGCAUGAAUGCUGAUUCAUUCAUGCGCCUUCCUGCAUCCCCAAUGUCAUUUUCAUCCAAUAACAUCUCUGGCUCUUCAGUUAUUGAUGGUCCCAUUGUGCAACAAAGUCCACCCCAAGAGCAGAUGCAGAAGCGGAGGUCUUCGAGUGUAACAUCACAGCCUGUUAUUGAGGCUGCCGGUGCAUUGCAUGCUCAGAAGAAGUCAAGGAUUGAUAUUAGGCAAGAUGAUAUCCUGCAACACAAUUUAAUCCAGCAACUGCUCCAAGGCCAGAGUUCUCUUCAUCUUCAGGGCCAACAGAAUCCACAGAUUCAAGCCUUGAUCCAUCAGCAUAAACUGGCACAGAUUCAGCAGCAACAGCAGCAUCAGAUGCUGCAGCCAUUUACACAGAUUCAACAAUCUCAAGUUGGCAUACCUCGGCAGCCACAAUUGAGGCCUCCGCUAGCGCAGCCUGGAAUGCAGCUAGCUGGACCCGUCAGGACUCCUGUCGAGAAUGGGCUUUGUUCUCGAAGGUUAAAGCAGUAUUUAUACCAUAAGCGUCAUCGACCAGAGAAUAAUCCAAUAACAUACUGGAGGAAGCUUAUUGAUGAAUAUUUUGCACCAAGAGCAAGAGAGAGAUGGUGUGUGUCCUCGUAUGAGAAAAGAGGAAAUCCUUCAGGUCCUGUUCCUCACACGGCUCUGGAGUCAUGGCGCUGUGACAUUUGUAAUACACAUGGGGGGAAAGGAUAUGAGGCUACCUAUGAAAUACUUCCUAGACUCUGUCAAAUUAGAUUUGACCAUGGUGUUAUAGAUGAAUACCUAUUCCUUGACAUGGCGAAUGAAUUCCGGUUGCCCAAUGGAUUAAUGCUGCUGGAGCAUACGAAAGUUGUUCAAAAAAGCAUUUAUGAACAUAUGCAUGUCAUACACGAGGGACAGUUGAGAAUCAUAUUCACACCAGAACUAAAGAUAAUGUCCUGGGAGUUCUGUUCACGGCGACAUGAUGAGUAUAUCACUCGGAGGUUUCUUUCACCCCAGGUUGCUCAUCUGCUGCAAGUUGCCCAGAAAUAUCAAACCGUUGCCACUGAAAGCGGUCCAGCUGGGGUCUCAAACAGUGAUGCACAAAACAUUUGUAACAUGUUUGUCACAGCAUCACGACAGCUAGCGAAAAAUAUAGACCAUCACACCUUAAAUGAACAUGGUCUAUCUAAAAGAUAUGUUCGCUGCCUGCAGAUAUCAGAGGUGGUGAAUCACAUGAAAGAUCUGAUUGAGUUCAGCCACAAGAACAAGCUUGGUCCUAUAGAGGGCCUGAAGAGCUAUCCCAAGCAAACCGUACCAAAGCCUCCAGUACAAAAUAUGCACGAGUCAAAGCAACUAAUGGCAGCUGCUGGCCUUCCUAAUGACCAGGCUAGCCUCAAAGCCAUGGGUGUCAAAACAGAAAUGAACACCCAUGCACAUGAGACACACAGUAUUGGACCCAUUGGUAAUGGCCCGCAGAAUGCUGCUGCAAUUAACAAUUACCAGAAUAUCCUUAGAAGCUCCAGUGCAAACCAGAGUUUGCUUCAACAGGAGGCCUCGAGCAUGUUUAAAGGUCCCACGGCAAUACACAAUGGCAUUCAGCUGGAAGCAUCUAGAUCCUUCCGUGGACCUAACCAGGUGCAGCUUGCGCAGUUCCAUCAUCCGGGCUCGUUUCAGCAGCCUAUGCCCCAGCAGAACAGCCUCCAGGGCUUAGGUGUGAGCCCACAAUAUCAGCAGCAUGUGAUCCACCAGUUGCUGCAAGAGGCCAAGAACACUAACAACCGUGUCAUGGCGCAGCAGCAGCAGCAUCAACAACUUCAACAUGCUCCUGCUAACAGUGGCCUUGCAUCAGGAACGGCUAUCACCAGCAGCGCCGUUAGCGGAGAUCAUAUGAAUAACAAUGGUGCGGCAAAGGGUGGCACCCCAAUGGGCACAACAGGUCCUAGCAGUGUGAUCAAUAACACAGCCAGCAUCCUCCCCAGUAGAAGUAACAGCUUCAAGUCAGUGAGCAGCAACCCCCAGGUUGCGGCUGCUGCUGCUGCCGCCGGCGGCGGUGGCCAUGCGGCUGCCCCCAAGGCCGAUCCUAUGCAUGAGUUGGAUGAUCUUGACAAUCUGAUCACUACUGAACUGGCUGAGAGUGGGCUGUUCCUGGGGGACCAAGCAGGUGGUGGUUACUCAUGGAACAUGUGAGGAUUCAUUGUUGGAUGAUGGAAACUGCCGUAGAUUCUAGCUCCUCGUCUUUGUGUUCUUCUUUUCUUUUUUUUUGGUAUGUGGAGUUUUUUGUUUGGCUGUUUGCAACAGUUUCUGAUGACGAUGAUACACUGAUGUAACUCCAGCGUUUAUGUGCGCUCGUAAGUGAGUUGGCUUGGAACUCUGAGAUCCAGAGUUGCCUCUAUUAGUGCAUCAA